Molecule: messenger RNA, 1377 nt
Organism: Protobothrops mucrosquamatus (brown spotted pit viper)
Lineage: Eukaryota; Metazoa; Chordata; Lepidosauria; Squamata; Viperidae
Gene: MEIKIN
Product: meiotic kinetochore factor
Exons: 14
Coding region: 1-1377 (458 amino acids)
Biological process (GO): meiosis I sister chromatid cohesion; female meiosis chromosome segregation; homologous chromosome segregation
Cellular component (GO): kinetochore
Source: RefSeq, a predicted model, not a curated record
AUGAGUAGUUUUGAAGGAGGAAAAGCAGAGGAAAAGAGGAUGGAUUGGAUGAAAUUACGUUCAUAUUCCCAGAAGAGGCAAACCCAAAAGAGAACACAUUGUGCUUCUCCAUUGCCAGCUAAAACAGCAUCUGUUGCAAUGGUCGAAAUGAAGAGUAAAGCCAAAGCCUCUCGGGAGCGUCCAGAUCAGCUUUCUAAGUUUAAUUGUGAUCCUCAGGUGAAAAGUACUGUUGGUAAAAAAAAAGGGCAAAUGAAAAGCACUGUUACAAAAGCAUUACCCAAAAUUCAAGAACACUCUCAAGUGACUCAGAUGGUUUGUCCUUCAUCUGAAGAAAGCACUGAAUUAAAUUGCAAUGAAUAUAGCAAUACAGAGGUGACCAACGAUAUCAAUGACAUGAAAACAACUCCUUUAAAGGAUUCCUUGCAUUUAGCCUCUGCAGGUACACAAAGCCUGAGAUACAGUGAAGCUACUUCAGAAAUGACAUUACCAACAGGAGUUUCAGACUUUUUGCUGGAUUGUUUGGAUAUGGAGACUACUCCGGACUGUAGUUAUACCAAGAGUAUUGAUUCUACAAGUAGUUAUUCAUCACCUGAAAAAUUUAGGGAUGAAACUGGCUUAGAAGACACUGCUAGUCCUGAAACAUACCUUGCGUGCAAAAAUUCAACUCUCUUGGAUACCAGCAAAGCCAUCAACAUAGACAAGAUGCCGCAACUGCCAAACCUUUCUAAAAUACUCGGUACUCCUUUAGGAAUCCAAGGCCAGAACAUUGCCAGAAAACAAUCCAGGCAGAAACUGACUUCUGAACCCACAAAUACUUCAGCCAUGGUAGCAGGGAAACAGGUGUACAAAAUUUUGCCUGCAAAUGAAAAAAGACUUAAAUCACAGCCUUCUGGAGUUUCAUUAUUGCUUCCAGAAGAAAAAAACAAGAUUGAGCAUCAGCAACCUGUCAAAAGGAAAUGUAGAAAAAAAAUAACAUUCAAAGAUGUAAGUUCUCUAUCCUCUCCUCGUGUAUCGCCUUCAUCUGGAAAAAACAGCUCCAAGGAAAUGUGUGGGAUCGUAGCAUCCAAAUUAUCAGAGGCUGACAUGUUAGACGUAUUGUCCACACAUGAAGCCUCUGUCAGGGACAGCUGUUUGGCACACACAAAGAGUCCAAAUGUGAAUUCAGAAGCAAUUGUUCCCCUUUCUCCCCAAAGGACCAUUUAUCAGCAUUUACACAAUCCACCAGAAAUCUGCUGUAUUAUUCAAGCUUCACCAGGAUUUAGACCACUGAAAGUACUCCAACAUCCAACAAAUAGAAAAAAAGGCUUUAUCCCACCAGAGGCAACUGAAGAUAUUAUUACAAGCUUAGAAACCUGGACCUGUGGUAAUGGUAGAUGA